Messenger RNA from Enterobius vermicularis (human pinworm), 1083 nucleotides. NCBI's taxonomy places the organism in Eukaryota, Metazoa, Nematoda, Chromadorea, Rhabditida, Oxyuridae. The record is from the annotation of a GenBank genome assembly.
AUGCUUUCAGCACUUAGCAUUGUUGCUGUCGACAAAGAAUUAGUGGAAUGCAAAGAGCACUGGAAAUCGCUGCUUGAUCAGCUUGAUUCCGCUAUUGAACAAAAAAAGAAAAAGCAUAAAAAACGAUUUUCGCCAAUUUCCCCCACACUUCCGGAUCGAGAUUCUGCCUUUGUACUUGACCGCUUAAAUUCAAUUCAGGUCACUGAAGAAGAAGAACUUGUUCGUGAUUCAAGAGUACCAAAUCCCGCGCAGCGUAAAUACAAAGGUCCAUUUAAUCCUAAAAAGAACAAUACGGCAGAAGAGUGUAAACGAUUAUCACAGCAAGAGUUAGUGUUAGAACUGAAACAAAAAGGAACAUAUAAUCCAGAUUUGAUGGCUUGGGACGCAUCUGGUGUUAUCAGGUUUUUAGAUCGUUCUAUAGUGGACCAGUAUGAGCGUCAAGUUAGAAGACGACCAAAUACCGAAGAAAAUGCAGAACGAAAUGUUGAAGCUUUAGAGCGAAUAUUGGCUGAGCUGCACUUGCAGUGUGACGUUCGUGAACCGGCUGUUUUAUCCAGACUUCGUAAUUUAACAGUUUCACCGCCAAAUAAGACAAUCGUAUCACCAUCAAUUCGAAUGACUGAAUCUGAAAUGCGUUCAAAACGAGAAGCAGUCCGGGAUAUCGUUGACUCGCUGCAGCAGUCGAAACAAGAAGACACUACACAGUUACCAGGAACCACAACAACUCAACAACGUCAAAAAAUAAUUGGUGAUGUUCAUGUUGUACCGUUUGGAUGCGAUAAACGUGCAAGUGUUGAAAAUGGUUAUCUACGACUUUGUAGUGCUUGUCAGGCAAUCCGAAAACUUCCGGAAACUUUCUUCCCACCUUUUAUCAACGAGGUGAUGUGCGAUGAUGAUAAAGCGUGUAUUUAUUUCUAUAAUUCUCCACAUGGAAAAUGUAAACAAAAACAUAUGAACUUUGUUGUGUUAAAGAAUGUUGGCUCUAACGAGUGCCAAAUAUGGCAAAAAUUUAAUCUCAACGUUCGGGUAUCUUGCGAAUGCUUCAUUGGUGAGUUUCAGUCAUUUUCUCGCUCUUCUAAAUAA